Alosa sapidissima (American shad) is the source of this 1165-nucleotide messenger RNA. It is a transcript of the gene rsph9, whose product is annotated as radial spoke head component 9. Bases 224 to 1057 code for a protein of 277 amino acids. Lineage: Eukaryota; Metazoa; Chordata; Actinopteri; Clupeiformes; Clupeidae. Gene Ontology annotation, cellular component: axoneme; radial spoke. Gene Ontology annotation, biological process: axoneme assembly; motile cilium assembly; cilium movement involved in cell motility. The record is from RefSeq and is a predicted model, not a curated record. The transcript is spliced from 5 exons.
CGCUCUCUCUAGAAUCUUUGGAAGUGGGGCACCUGUUGCCGUGGCGACGCGUUGCUAACCUUUUGUUUACAAUGAUAAUCAACUUCUGUGGAUAACAUUAGCAUGAGUUUCACGAAGUCUAGAACGUAGCUGCUAGGCUAGCUGUAAAGUUACUUGCUAUUUUACGUGUCUUAGUUUUGUUCUUAGAGUGUUCUUUUAUUUCUAUUAAAUCGGGGCGUUUAAAAUGGAUUCUACUAGUUUGUAUUACUCUUUAGAUUUAGUCUCCGGCGCAGGUUUAACCUUGAGCAGUGAACAGAAAGCAGCCCUUCAGACCUCACUGGUCAUCCUACAGAAAAACUAUAAAUUUCACCGUGUUCUGUUCUGGGGGAAGAUCCUCGGUAUAAAAGGGGAUUAUUUCAUCGCUCAGGGCCUAAAAGACGAUGAGAUGAGAGAUAAGAAGACGUUAUACAGUUUUGAUUGCAUGGACUGGGACCUGCUGCCACCACCUACGGACGAGAUGAUAGCGGAGGUAAACACUGCGGCAAGUGGGCGCUUCAUGGGAGACCCCUCACAUGAGUACGAACACACGGAGACUCGGCGACAUGGAGAGGGGGACGAGGCGGUGGAGGAGGACAUUGUGGUUAAGGUUAGCGAAGAGAAGCGUUUGGCCACGACUGUGUUUACCAUUGAUCAAGAGGUGUCUGUGGUUCCACGGGGCGCUUACAUCAAGAGUCCCCACGGGACCGUGCAGACAAACCGCAGCUUUGAGGGUCUUUCAGUUGGCGAAGCUGGGAAGCUGAGUAACUAUCUACAUUUCAGUGAGCCCAAGUGCCUGAGGAAGCCAUCCAUCCUUGAGAUGGCCGAAUCAGACCCUUGCAGAGACUUCCUGGACCCUCUGAGCGAAGACAUACCUAAAGGUUCGUGGAGUAUCCAGUUUGAGCGUGGCAGCAGUGUGUGUGUUCUGCGGUCUCUCCUCUGGCUGGGACUGAGUUUUUAUCACAUCCCUGGAACUCCACAGCAUGGUUUUGUCUACAUGGGGACUGGACUUAAGAACCUGGACCUGCCCUUUAUGCUGUGAACAUGCACACAUAAACUAAUCACAGGAGAUGAGACACACAACAUUAAACCCAAGUUAAUUUCUCAUGACUUAUUUUAUUUACAAUGAAUAAAAGGUUCUGGAACUCUG